GGACAGGGGGGAGUCGGGAGAGUGGGAGAAAGGCAUUAGGAAAAAAUGAAAAAACAGUUUCAUGUCGGAGUGCUUUAAAUAGAGAAAAGGAAUAAGGAAGCAACCAGCCUGCCUCAAUUCUUUAAAGGUUCCUUGCCACACCUUUGCUCAGGCCAAUUUCUCUACUCUGGCAUGGACUAAAUCAGUGAUCAGAGUAAGAGGAGAGAAUACUCUAGCUCCUUAACUAUUUAUAUCUGCCUAUUGACUACCUACAGUGGCAAAUCCUCUGGGUCGCUUUGUCCCAGAGAGCGCUGAUCUCAACUGAACUUGUUCCCCUGAAAUUGCACUUUACCCACCGGGUGGUUUGGGAGCCAUCUCCAGGGUACAUCCCAGCUCCCUGGCAGGCUUUACUCUUCCUUUCCUGAGCAGCAGCAGCUGCGUCCUGCCUCUGUUUCCUGUCCUUGGUGUGCAAGGCUAAGCCUCUUCUCGUCACUCCCUACACACACACACACACUCUCUCCAUACACCCACACACACUCCCGUUCACUGCCAUCCAGGAAGCACCCAAAUAAAGGAGCGCUCGAUCCUCGGUCCCCUUAAACAUCCCUGGUCUCGUCCAUCCCUCACCACGGACGGCAGCACCAUGACCUCCAUGUCCAGCCUGUUCUCCUUCACCAGCCCAGCUGUGAAGCGUCUGCUGGGCUGGAAACAGGGGGACGAGGAGGAGAAGUGGGCAGAGAAGGCUGUGGAUGCCCUGGUGAAGAAACUGAAGAAGAAGAAGGGAGCCAUGGAAGACCUGGAGAAGGCCUUGAGCAGUCCAGGACAGCCCAGCAAGUGCGUAACCAUUCCUCGGUCUUUGGACGGGCGUCUCCAGGUGUCCCAUCGCAAGGGCCUCCCCCACGUCAUCUACUGCAGGGUUUGGCGCUGGCCCGACCUGCAGUCGCACCAUGAGCUCAAGCCCCUGGAAGUGUGUGAAUACCCGUUUGGCUCCAAGCAAAAGGAGGUCUGCAUUAACCCCUACCACUACAAAAGAGUGGAGAGCCCAGUGCUCCCGCCGGUGUUGGUGCCACGCCACAGCGAGUUCAACCCCCAGCACAGCCUCCUGGUCCAGUUCAGGAACAUGUCUCACAACGAGCCCCACAUGCCGCUGAAUGCCACGUUCCCCGAGUCCUUCCAGCAGCAUAGCGGGGGCAGCGGCUCCUCCUUCCCCAUCUCCCCCAACUCUCCCUACCCCCCCUCACCGGCAUCCAGCGGAGGGGUGGUCACCUACCCCAACUCUCCAGCCAGUUCUGGGCCGUCAAGCCCCUUCCAAAUGCCAGCUGACACCCCGCCCCCGGCCUACAUGCCUCCCGAUGAGCAGGUGGGUCCGGAGGGGUCCAUGGAGACCAGUAGCAGUGCGGGGCCCAGGAACAUGCCUAGUGGAGAUGUUCAGCCAGUGGAGUACGAGGAACCCAGUCACUGGUGCUCAAUCGUCUACUAUGAGCUGAACAACCGAGUGGGCGAGGCCUACCAUGCCUCCUCUACCAGCGUACUGGUGGACGGCUUCACAGACCCCUCCAACAACAAGAACCGCUUCUGCCUGGGCCUGCUCUCCAACGUCAACCGCAACUCAACCAUUGAGAAUACGCGGCGCCACAUCGGCAAAGGGGUCCAUCUCUACUACGUGGGAGGGGAGGUGUAUGCAGAGUGUCUGAGCGACACCAGUAUUUUUGUCCAGAGUCGGAACUGUAACUAUCACCACGGCUUCCACCCCACCACUGUCUGCAAGAUCCCCAGUGGCUGCAGCCUGAAGAUCUUCAACAACCAGGAGUUUGCACAGCUAUUGGCCCAGUCUGUCAACCACGGCUUUGAGGCUGUCUACGAGCUCACCAAGAUGUGCACUAUCCGGAUGAGCUUUGUAAAGGGCUGGGGAGCGGAGUAUCACCGACAAGAUGUCACCAGCACCCCUUGUUGGAUAGAAGUGCACCUCCACGGCCCCCUCCAGUGGCUGGAUAAAGUCCUAACACAGAUGGGCUCUCCUCUCAACCCCAUCUCUUCAGUGUCUUAAUGGUGUGCCCCCCCCAACUGGCUUGACUGGGAGCUUUUAUACACAAUUUUUUUUUUUUUUACGUUCAAAUUUUUUUUUACUUUUUUUUUGUUCCCCAAUGUUCAGUGAGCAAAAAGGAGGUCUUAAAAGGCUGAACUGUUUACAAGAUCUGGCUGCAGAAGGGAUAUUGAACCCGCAGCAGAUUAAUGUUGAGAGAGAGAGAGAAAGAAACUGAGGCUACAAGCAGAUGAAAACGCAGCAGAAGGGUGUUCUGUGUAGCGGCACAACAAUAUGGACAAACUACUGCUCUGAGUUCACUACCAUCCAUGUGCUUCUAUUCAGAGUAGUACGACUGGAAAGGAAGUACUUUAAUGUUUUGCAUAUUUUUUUUUUAUGUUUGUGAAUGAUUUUAUCUUUCUGUAUGUAUUGUUUUUAAAAGAAAAUGAUGAUUCUGUGUAUCACUACUUCUACACCUUUACGACAGUUGAACCCUUUGCAAUUUUACUCUGAAAACAUAUUUUUCUUUCUUGCAUCUUGUCUAAUGCCAGAUAUUUUACAUUGAAGGUAUAGAUUCCAUUGUUUACUAUUGACUCAGAUCUCAUAACAAUGUUUGCUUUUUAUAGUUUCUAUUGCUAGAAAUAAAACACUGAGUUACUGGCUUUUAAAUAAAGUAUGUCUAACUGAAAA
Molecule: messenger RNA, 2692 nt
Organism: Esox lucius (northern pike)
Lineage: Eukaryota; Metazoa; Chordata; Actinopteri; Esociformes; Esocidae
Gene: smad5
Product: SMAD family member 5
Exons: 8
Coding region: 623-2026 (467 amino acids)
Biological process (GO): BMP signaling pathway; regulation of transcription by RNA polymerase II; anatomical structure morphogenesis
Cellular component (GO): heteromeric SMAD protein complex
Molecular function (GO): RNA polymerase II cis-regulatory region sequence-specific DNA binding; DNA-binding transcription factor activity, RNA polymerase II-specific; I-SMAD binding
Source: RefSeq, a predicted model, not a curated record